AUGACUGGUUUGUCAGUGCUUUUUUUUCUAGCAGGAUCUCAUAUAUUUGACUUUAAUAUGGCAUUUCUGGACUGGCUGCCAUUUGGUGAUUUUGAUAAACAUACUGAAGAAAAAAAGAACCAAACCGACCCACUUAUUUCUCACAUGUACGUCAUGAUGAUGUUUUCAUUUCAACAGAUCCAAGAGGAAAAAAACCAAGAAUUGGUCAUCCAGUUUCUCCAGCAGGUGAUGGGUGAUCUCUUCCUCCUUGCAGAUAUUCCCAGUUACACACUUAAUACUGUGUGUGUAACAGGAAAGUCCUUUCUGACCCUGGCUAAGGCAGCAGGUUGGCUCUUGGCUGUAAUGUGUUCAUCACUUUAUUCUCAAUUCCUCCAAAGCCCAGACACUGUCUUCUCUAUUGUGUACAUAUUGUGUUCAUUGUCAUUGGAAAAAAAAAAAACCAACACAAACCACCCAAACCUAUUUACAAUCCUAUUUUCCUCAUUCCUGAAACCUCCUAACCCGGUUGACUUGUUGGAGUGCAUUUCAUGCAUUCUUAGCAGAUAGGCUGAAGGAAACGCCUAGUUCAGUCACAGCUAGAGGCUAGAAAGCGUGCGGGGAGUUCAUGAACGCCGCUCGUCUCCUGCAGUCACCACUGUGUGCGUGUAGCUGUCGGGGGGAAGGACUGCACACCGCUGGGCACAGCAUGACCACCCCACCUGCAGGACGCCUCACCCAUGUGCCACAGCUCGUCACAGUGAGUUAAGGUAUAAGGAUUUGAUUAUUUCGAUGUAUCUUUGCUGCCGUUCUCGAGUGCUUCUUAAUUUGAGAGAUACUUAGUGAAGGAUGGUGUCUGCUUGCUGGGCUAUUUGCUUAACGCUUGGGAAGCUGGAAAUCUUUUGGGUUUUAAGACUGGUUUAGGCAGCAUGAAACAGAGAAUAAGGAGUUCCCUAUCUAAAGACACAGUGAUGGGAAAUCAAUAGUACAAGCAAGGACUGGAACUGUGAAAAACAAAGUUGGCACCUGCAGUGAGCAGUCAACAACUGCAUCUCCUAAGCAUGUUUACUAUGCAUCCUCAUCUACGGAAGGGCAAAUAACCUUGACAAUUAUUUGCACUGUUAUGCCAUGAUCCACCCAUUCUGAGAGCAACGUAGGGUUGGUUGGGUCAGUUUUGUCCCAGCUUUAUUUUGGCAGCACUCUGUGGCAGGCAGAUAGGAAGGAUUUCUGCUUUCUUCUUUUUUCCUUUUUUUUUUUUUUUUCUUUUCUUUUUUGCAGAAUUCUUGCUGUGGAAGACAAGAAUGGGAAGUUCAGGGGCUGCUGCUUAUUGAAAAUGGAGGAAACGAGGAAGCUUUCUCCAAAGCCUUAUAAGAGCAAAGAGCUUGUGAAAACCGAAUGGGGAGCUCGGAGUGUCGUCUUUACGUAUUUCCAAGGGGAUAUUAACAGUGUGGUGGAUGAACAUUUCUCGAGAGCUCUGAGCAAUGCCAGGAACCCACAAGACCUGAGCACAAAGCACAAGAGCGAGGCUGUCAUCCCGAAGCACGAUAGCGUGUCUCCUCACCAGUGGAAUUUCUCCUCACAUUGCUCCAAACCAUAUCCAUCAUCUUCCUCUACCAGCAUGUCCAACUCUGCUCUGAAUUUCCCUGCUGUUGCUAUGGCAGGGCAGUACCAGCCAGCAGCUCUGCGUACUCAUCCUGCACCACCUGCAGACCUUUGGCCCUUCCCUUCCCUUGGCACUCCCAGUCUCACCAGCCCUGUGUAUCAUCACACCGUGCCCGACCUGCACGUGGUGGAUGAACCCAUCUCCGACAGGAAAUACGGUUCCCUUCUUGGUCUUCUGCAACAGGAACGGUGCCUGAUGUCCAUGCAGGAAUGUGCUGUGAAGCAACACUCAAGUUCUACUUGUAUGACUGGACCUGCUAGAUUACAAAAUAUAAGCCAAAGUUCAGUUCCUGGGGGAGAGAGGAAAGCCAGCUCUUACCAAGGCUCAGAGAACCCCAGUGCAAGCCACGCCACUGCAGGUAUUCAGAUUCACGACAGAAGAAGAGAUUUGUACUUUUAGCCACGGGACAUUUCUACUUUAUUCCAACAAAGCUCUUGCUGUGAACUCUUCCUAUUUGCCACUGUGAAUCGAGAAGAAAUGAACUGCAGCUGUUCCCUGCUUUGUCUCUCAGAUGGAAGAACUGUAUUUGCUGUGUUAGGAAUGAAAAAUUGCUCUUUCUGUUCAGUAAAUAUUUCUAAUAGUUGUGGCACCCAA
Molecule: messenger RNA, 2233 nt
Organism: Coturnix japonica (Japanese quail)
Lineage: Eukaryota; Metazoa; Chordata; Aves; Galliformes; Phasianidae
Gene: VGLL1
Product: vestigial like family member 1
Biological process (GO): regulation of DNA-templated transcription
Cellular component (GO): nucleus
Source: RefSeq, a predicted model, not a curated record